Molecule: messenger RNA, 9154 nt
Organism: Sitophilus oryzae (rice weevil)
Lineage: Eukaryota; Metazoa; Arthropoda; Insecta; Coleoptera; Curculionidae
Gene: Lrrk
Product: leucine-rich repeat serine/threonine-protein kinase 1
Exons: 29
Coding region: 377-7525 (2382 amino acids)
Biological process (GO): protein phosphorylation
Molecular function (GO): protein kinase activity; ATP binding; protein binding
Source: RefSeq, a predicted model, not a curated record
UCUUGCGCGAGAUAUCGGCGACAGGAACGAACAAUAUAUCACCGCAUCCCAUUAUAUCACCGCAAAAAACAACAAAUAAUUACUUAAUAUUUCGACGAAGAUGGGCAGCACGUACAAAACCGUGGCCCGCUGCUGUUUUACUCUUGUUCUCCUAGUUAUUCUAACCUCCCUAAUUAUUUUAUUAUUGAAGAGGAAGUUUAAUUUUAACGGCUGGUUUAGUGACACGGAAAACUAAGGACAUCCCUACUAGCAUGCCAAAGAAAAAAUUAGAUUGGACAUACAUGCUGCCAUCGGACAUGCUUGUUCUCAGGGAGAUGUCAAUUCUGUACAGCAACUUUUAUUGUCUUUACAAAAAGAUGCUGAGCUUAUCAUUAACAUGGCACCUAGUGGUGCCAAUACAUUACUAUUUUCAGCCUGUGAAGCUGGUAAUAGCCAGAUAGUUAAAACCCUACUAGAGUAUGGGGCGGAUGGUAGAUGCCAUUCUGUAACAAAGUAUUCUCCUUUGUAUAUAGCGUGUUAUCAGGGUCAUCGUGAUAUUGUCGAGAUGCUUUUAUUGAAAUUUCCCGAGCUCGUACAGCAACACACAGUUGAAAGAUGGCUUCCUAUUCAUGCCGCCUGCAUUAACGGUCAUGUGCAGGUUUUAGAACUACUGUUCUAUUUUCCGUAUCCCUCUCACUUGCUUAGAAAAUACAGAGAUUCUACAGAACAAUGGGAAUAUUUUAUGCCUUAUGAUGUAAACGAACGCGAUGCAACUGGCCAAAAUAUCCUCUAUGUUGCUUCACUUUUGGGUAACAAGAAACUGGUUGAAGCUAUUUUAAAAUUUAAAGUCAAAGCGACCCGUAUUAUUGAGUCAGCUAGUUCAGGUGAUGAUUUAACCCCGUUGUCUGAACCAAUCUUAAGCCCUACGAAAAGACGAAUAUCUGACGGCAUAAUGAAUAUAAUGUCAAAACUGCAUCUAACUAAAGACAGCUCUCCAGAAUCUGAGUUUGAUGGCAAUACAAGAACGAUUUGCCCAUUGCGUUUUGAUAUGUAUUGUAAUAAUAACACUGAAACAGCUCUACAUGCAGCUAUAAAGGGUAAACAUUAUGACAUAACUUUAGCGUUAUUAAAUGGGGGAGCCAAUCCUAAUGCUGCAAUUAAACCGUAUCAUGACUUAAAUGAGGAUGUAGGUUGUUGUUCAGUCGAUGAAGAUGUUAAUUAUACUUCGUCCGGACUUGUUGAAGCCUGCAAAAAUCGCGAUGUGGCUAUAGUUGAUUUAUUGUUAAAACGUGGUGCUAGAGAUGACGAAUGCAAAGCAUUAAGUGUUGCUGUUGCCAAUAAGGAUGAAACGCUCAUAGCUAAAUUGCUGUCUACAAAAGCCCAUCCCGAUCCAGAAUAUAAAAUAAAUAAGAAGUCCAUGACCGAAAACAUUAACUCUCAUAUGACAAUAUUCUCAACAGUGUCCAGCUUAACAUACUCAAAUUUAUUUCCCAAUACACCAACAAUGAUAAAUUGGCACAAUCAAAAAUGUGGUUUGUCUGAGAUAAAAACCCAAUGGCUCAUAGAUGCCGCUCUAAGCUUAAACCAAAAAUUAAAACAGAACCCUAAGAGCUACGAUAUAGCCUUGUUUUCGAUUACAAGACUCGACAUUUCUAACAAUAAUAUAUCGGCUCUGCCAUUGGCUGUAUUUUCUCUUCAAAGUUUAAAGUAUCUAAACGUUUCUCAAAAUAAAAUCGAAAAACUGCCGCUGCCGGAAGCAUCUCCAUCUAAAAAGAAUUCAAAGAAAAAAUCGAACGUGCAAAAAGAACUAAAUUAUUCUUGCGUCGUAUUGGAAGAGCUCUAUUUGCAGGAUAAUAGGAUAGAUCAAAUACCUGAAGCAAUUUUUAGAUUACCUAACUUGAUAACUCUAGUUGUCUCAAACAAUAAAUUACAAUUAUUGCCGUUUGAGAUGUGGUUAGCUCCGAAAUUGAAGGAACUAAAUGCUUCAUUUAACUUAUUGAAAGAUCUGCCUAGAGCAUCUGUUGACACCAAAGAAGAUUUAGAUAGAAUGAGUGUUAGCUCAAGUGAUAGCCAUCUUUCUAGCUUUGCAGAAGUUGAUUCGGAAAAUGAAAUAACUGAAUUUGAUAAAAUCAUUGGUAAUGAAGAUGCGAUUCAUGCCGUGAGAUAUCGCAAGAAAGAAAGGUUUUAUUUACAAUUGGAUCUAAAUCGUCACCAUCUUUGGAGUAAAAAUGUCGAAGUCACGGAACAAAUAUUACACAGCGACGAGGCUCUAUUCGAAAAAUGCUCACAGCUCUCCUCGCUCAACCUGGCUCAUAAUCUAUUUACUAGUAUACCGGUGGUUUUACCUUGCUUAGCUGUCAACUUAACCAGACUGAAUAUGGCUUUUAAUACUUUAAGGUCCAUGUCGCACAUUACCAGUUAUCCGAGUUCGUUAAAGCAAUUGGACUUGAGUCAUAAUCAGAUUACCGUUUGGCCUAGUCUUCCACAGGUUGAGGCUAAAGAUAAUAUGGAGCUGGCUAAUUUGGCCUGUUAUAUGGAUAAUACAGCUUUUAGAGGGAAAUUGUCGGAAGUUGGAGUUAGAAGACAUUCUUCAAGAUCUGUGCGGCAUACAGUCUUGCAUUCUGUCUGUGUUCAUAGAAGGCAUCUAAGAUUGGAUAACUUAAGGACUCUAAUUCUAGCAGACAAUCGUCUAAGUAGAAUUCAACUUAGUACUGAUGACGAUGGUGAUAUUAGCAGUACUGAGGACGAUGAAACAGAAAGGAAUACCCAAACCCAAAAGGCUAGGUUGAUUUUUCCAAAUUUAUCUAUGUUAGAUAUUAGUAACAAUAGUAUCAAGGAGAUUCCUACUAAUAUAAAUGAGCUGACCAAUUUGUCUGUCCUUAAUAUAAGUGGAAAUUUAGAUAUCAACGAGCUCCCACCUCAGAUGGGAUUGCUAUCGCGCCUGUGGAAUUUAAACACACGUGGUUGCUCGCUACAAGAUCCAUUGAAAUUUAUGAUCGAAAGUAAAAAAUACAAAACGAUGGACAUUAUUGGGUAUUUAAAGUCGGUCUUGGAAGAUGCCAAGCCCUACGCAAGGAUGAAAUUGAUGAUUGUCGGGGUUCAGGGCAUCGGAAAAACGAGCUUGUUGGAACAGUUGAGGCAAGAGGGGACGACAAAAAGGCGUCCUGAACAUUGGGCAAAGAGAAUGGGAAACAAAAAUAUAAACGUGAAAACAUCCAAAGGUACUAAUAUGUCUACUGUGGGAGUGGAUAUUGGAGACUGGGUUUACGAGAAAAAAAUACGAAAUCAGUCUACCUACGGCCCUGUUGUAUUCAGAACUUGGGACUUUGGCGGACAAAGGGAAUAUUAUGCCACACAUCAAUAUUUCUUGUCAAAGAGAAGUCUUUACCUGGUAGUUUGGAAAAUUACCGACGGCCAUAGAGGUAUAAACGAGAUUUUACAAUGGCUCGUUAAUAUUCAAGCUAGAGCUCCAAACUCGCCAGUGAUUAUAGUCGGCACUCAUUACGAUGUCGUGCAAGAAUUUAAUCCAAACAUAUCCGAGGAUUAUCAGCAAAUAAUCAGAGAUAGGUUUAUAAAUGUCGUCGAUGCUGAAAAAUGUGGAUUGCCUAGAGUUCUCGAUACUAUUGAAAUUAGUUGCAAAACGAAACAUAACAUUAAAUUGUUAUGUAAUUUAAUUUAUGAUACAGUAUUCAGCUUGAAACCCCCAGGAAGUAAGGAACUGCUGUUAGAACAAAAGGUACCUGCGACAUAUUUAGCUCUAGAAGACGUUGUUAAUUAUAUAGCAGCAGAAAGAAGAAUAAAUGGUUUAGAUCCAGUGUUGACGUCUGAGCAGUAUAAAUCUAUGGUGAUAGCAGAAAUGCAACAAAGAUAUAACAAAACAUUCAGAGAUUGGGCAGAACUACACCAAGCUACUCUUUUUUUGCAUGACAAUGGAGUACUACUUCAUUAUGAUGACGCUACUUUGAAGGAUCUUUAUUUUCUUGAUCCGCAGUGGUUGUGCGAUAUGUUAGCUCACGUAGUGACAAUUCGAGAAAUAAAUCCUUUUGCAAGAACUGGCGUCAUGAAGUUAGACGAUCUCAAACACGUUUUUAAAGCUAGUAAUAUUGGUCCUAUCGAUACGAGGGGCUACGUCGUCAAUCUUCUGAAUAAAUUUGAGGUGGCACUAACGUGGGAUUCCCGAACACUGCUAAUACCUUCACUGCUUCCCUCAGAAGAAGACAUGAUACUUGCUCAAAUGUAUCCUGGGCAAGCUGUGCAACCUAUGGUUAAAGUAAAGGUUCCUUUAAGAUCUAGAGGAUGGGCUGUAAGAAAUAAAAAAUUAACUGUUUCCCCUAAAUCAGUACUGUAUAAAGAAGGGGGCCCACAAGAGUUUCAAAUGUCCAUGCCAAGUAGUUCAAAUAAAUCUAUAGCAGAACCAAUUGAAGAAAUCUUUUAUGAAGUUUCGUCUAGACAGUCAGAUAAAUCAAUGACAAGAUUGUUGCUAAUGUCUUAUUUUCCCUCCGGAUUUUGGUCGCGUCUGGUGUCUAGAAUUUUAGCUGAUGAUACAAUAGUCGAUAUUAUUAGGUCAUUCUUUGUCUUGCCUAAAGAUCUAGCUCACGAUAUUAAUUUGGCUAAAUGCUUAGAUCUAAAGGCUGAAUGGAUUCUUUGGCAAACUGGCUUGCAAUUGAAAUAUGGAGACAUAACCUUAUUUCGCAUUAAAGAAGUUUUACAUAAUAGUGCAGCUCAUUAUAGGCAGUUUAAGUUUAAAAUUAAACAAGAUGGAUUAUGGUGCGACGUCGACUUACAAAAUUCAUCUAUACUAGAGAUAUAUUUCCCCGUUGAUUCUCUAGUUGUCAAGCCAAAACGUACAGAUGGGGCAGAUAUAAGCCAAUUUAAAAUAAAAGACGAACUUGUCAUAGAAUGUACGCAGGAAUCUACUACUCAAUUACUAGCUCUGGCGGUAGAUCACAUUGACAUUCUCUUAGAGGAUUGGUAUCCUACAUUAGGCACUCGAUUUGUCCAUACAUCCGAAGGCAAAUUCUUAGUGACACGUUUAAUUCCAUGUCCUCAGUGUCUCGGGCAAAGUCAUCAAGAUUAUUUGGAUCCAAGUCACGCUUCUAGUUCGCAGAGUCAGGACAUGAUGCAUCGAGAUAAAGAGUUAGAUAAUUCCCAUUAUAACAGGGAUUAUUACAAAGUGAGGCAGUCUCAAGAGUCGUAUAAUUCCGAGUGUGACAGUGGCGUAGGGCCAGAUUCAAACGUUUCUAGUCGAAACGCCUCCGUAGAAGGACAUCCUGCAGUUCACUUGGAAGAUCAAACUGCCAGAAAUACAUUGUAUUACUCCUGGAUGGUCGAGGAGUGUAUUCUAGCUUCUUAUUCUGAAAAAGCUGUAACGUGUCCUUUGCACGGUGAUAUUAAGUUACUGAGAGUUGCACCCGAUACUAUGUUUCUUGAUUUAGGCGAGAGAUACAUAAUUAAAAAAGAGAAUAUUAAAAAAGGACGGCUUUUGGGGCGUGGUGCUUUUGGUUUUGUAUUUAGAGGAACGUGCAAAGUUAGAGGAUCAAAUAAUAUGAUAGAUGUGGCUAUGAAGAUGUUACAACCAGUGCAACCUGGCCCAAAUGCACGGCAGUCUGCCAUUAUGGCUUAUAAAGCAUCUCAAGGAAAAUGGGACAGAGAUCCAUUACAGUAUGCUUGCAAGGCUUAUUGUACUGCCAGACAAGAACUUAAUAUUUUGUUAAGCCUACGACAUCCAAAUAUUGUUCCGUUUGUCGGUGUUUGUACGUCUCCUUUAGCUUUAGUACUGGAUUUAGCUCCACAGGGCGCGUUGGACUUGGUAUUAAGGCAUUACAGAAGAUCAGGCGCGAAGGUUGGCCCAUAUACUAUGCAGGCUAUUAUUUUACAGGUAGCAAAAGCUAUUGAAUAUUUACAUAGACAACAUAUAAUUUAUAGGGACUUAAAAUCUGAAAAUGUUCUUGUAUGGGAAAUGCCCCCUCCGUUUGUUGACGAUGCAGAUCAGGCAGUGCAUAUUAAAGUUGCAGAUUAUGGUAUAAGUCGUUUAACAUUACCUUCAGGUACAAAAGGAUUUGGAGGUACUGAAGGAUUUAUGGCACCCGAGAUUAUGAGAUAUAAUGGAGAAGAGGAAUAUACAGAGAAAGUAGAUUGUUUCUCAUUUGGAAUGUUUAUCUAUGAACUUUUGACUUUACACCAACCGUUUGAGGGCCACGAGUCUGUUAAAGAGUGUAUAUUAGAUGGCGGAAGACCACCACUAACUUACAGAGAAACUCUAUACCCAAGUUAUUUUCUGGACUUGAUGGUACUUUGCUGGUCUCAACAGCCCAAGGAUAGACCUUCUGCCAGUCAAAUCGUUUCUAUUGCUAGCGCUCCCGAAUUUACACAUUUAUGUGAUAUAAUAUCUCUGAAACAUCCAGCAUCGGUUGUAGCUGCUACAAGUGCAGCUCUAACUUACAUAACCGAUGAUGGACUUUCUGGUUCUGAAAUGUGGUUAAUGUGCGAAAAUUCAAGAGUGGAUUUAUUGUUAGCUGCGGAUCGUGGAUGGUUGCAAUACCAUACUAUGUCUUUACCUAUAAGGCCCUCAGCUACAUGCACUGUAGGUGAUACAGUGUGGAUAGGCGAUUGUUGUGGAACUAUUCACGCAUAUUCUUCCAGUGACGGAAGGAAGCUCUUCUUUUACUCUUUAGAGACUGAACCAAACACCAAAAUCCAAGCUCUACUUUAUCUCCCGUCCUUGAAGAGAGUGGCUUGUGCACUUUCAAAUGGCAGAUUAUUUUUAGUAAAUUCUGAACAAAGGCCUGUAACACCCACUGCAGCUGAGGGCACGUUUGUAAUGACUGAGUUAGGAUUAAAUUCAGGGAUUAACUGCAUGUGUGCCAUUAUAAAAGACGAAAGAAAUUGUGAAUUAUGGUGUGGCGGAAGCAAUGGCCAGAUAACGAUUUACCUAAUCAAAGAUCAGGUUGUAACAGGUCAUGAAGUACUGAAUCACUAUCAGCCUGUCAUAGAUAUUGUUGAUGUCAUAAACCUAGUAUCUGUCGAUAACAUUGUAUGGUCGUAUGUUAGACCUGGAUGCGUGGUUUACCAAUGGGACGUGACAUCAAGAUCUAUAGUUAAUAAAUUGGAUUGUUCUAAGUUGGUACCUUGUUCAGAAAGUCUCAAGUCCAUUGCCAUUGAAGAACAUUUAAGUCCGACAAAUUGCCAGGUAUCUAGUUUGGUAGUUCUCAACGACGAGCUUUAUAUAGGAACAACUUGGGGUUGUAUAAUUAUAGCGGAAAGAAAUUCUCUGCGCCCAGCUACGAUAUUUAGGCCGUACGAAGAAGAAGUGAAACUGAUUGUUCCUCUAGCAGUGCCGAAGAGCAACAACGAAAGUCACGAUAACAUUCCUCUUAUCGCUACUAUAGGAAGGGGCUAUCGUAACUUACUUUCUAGGUAUACCGACGUACCGUUGCCGGUGGGAACACCCCUACCCAGUCCGGUGUCAGCAAAUUAUACAAAUUAUUUAAAUAAGCCUAACAUGUUUAUUUUGUUAUGGAGAGCUGAAAAUUGGAACGCUGUUUGAAGAUGAAAUCUUGAUUGAGUUGUUAAAAACUUUGAAAACAAGUUACUUUACAGUAUUUAUGACUACUAAGGUUGAUACAGGCGCGACUCGUCUUUAAGAUCAUCUGGUCGAUGAUUUAUCUGAUUUUUUUAAAUGGACUAUUAGGGACUGGAUUAUUAGGGUGUAAGAGUCUUAACAAACAUAGUAACUGAAUUUGUAACUCUGGGCAAUUCAGGAUUGUCGAUGAAUACAUUUUUAUUAUUUUCUUCUGUUUAAAAUCAAGAUAGCUCUAGGUAGGUAAAAAUCGACGGCUGAGCUGAUAAUUCGCUGUUUUAUUUCACCGUUUAGUCGUAAUGCCUAUGAUUUCUAGCAUGUUACCUCACGGAGCAGCUUUCGUAAGAUGUGUUGUAUGCUGGCGAUAUGGUAAACAUAGAAACAAAAUGGGCUAGAGCUGCUGUUGUCGAUGUUAACGUUGUUAUGAUGUUGCGAUUUUUUUUUGUGUUUUUUUUUUGGUUUGAUAAUUUAUUUAGACGUUUUCAUGAAUUUAAUUUCAAAAGGAUGGAAAAAUAAGAAUAGGACAAAAAAUAACACAAAAUUGUUUUUACACCUUCCCACGUCUCCAUUUUCUCCACCUCUUUAACUUGGUCUCUCCUUAGACCUGAUAACGGUGUUGUCCCGAAUCUAUAAUAGAGGAGGCCCUCUUCCUCUAUUGCCUCAUUGUUGACUCUAUUGACCCUCCUCCCUCGAGUUGAUGACUCGCCAACUCGAUAUCCUCACAUUGGAGUUUUGAGCAUGGAUAAGGGUCAGCAGGUAGAUGGUAUCUUUUCCAUUGUAUGAUGGUCGCUCCUUUUGAGAUGUUUUCUCCCUUCACUGCAACCCGGCCCUUUCCAAUUCUUAAGCUUAGGUGCGUUUCCACCAACCGAUCCGCCGAUUUUUGAGAAUCACAAUAUAUGAAGAGCAUGCCCACCCGAAAGUGUAUCCCUGCAAAACGCAGCUUACCCACAUUUUUUUGACCGUUGCGGUGCAAUGCGUUCGCUAAUACUUCGUCCAAUAUCGCCUUCUAGAGGCGUUUGCUUGUCGGUGGUCAGUACAACCUCUGGGUAAUCCUUUGGCAGCAUUGCCAUUUUCACUUGUCCAGCAAUAGCGCCAUAGCUAGUGAUACGUCCCUGCCUGCUCGGUAUUGGACUGCUUUCCAUCCUGGCUUUUUACUCUCCUUGCCGGACCAGAGGUGAGAAGUUCUCGCUCCCUCUCUUGGGCUUUGGUAGAGAUGAGCCAGGCUGUUGCGCGGUUCCUUAGGAUGGUAGUUCCUUUCCUAUGGAGGAAGAACCAUAGUAAGAAGAAGAGUGAGAAAACCUGUUCAGUUUAUUUGCCUUGAUUUACACCAGUGUGUCCAGUAGCAAAAUAACAUAUUUUGACAUAUGCCAUUCAAUUAGUUUUAGUUACAUGUAAAUAUCCCACCCAUCUUUGAACCUUUACGAGUCGCGCCUUAUCAAUAAACAGCUCCAAUAUAGUAACUUUUUAUAAUUUGUAAGAAGUGAUGAAGAUUACAGUAACUUUAAUUAGUUUUGCUUUUUACACUUUAUGGAUAAAAAUAACUAAAACUAUUACCAACCAAAGAUGAAAGUUAGACUUUUGCUAUGCAUGUACAAA